UAGUCCAUGGCUCAGCUGAUAAAGAACCUAUGUCCCAGGCAGCAGGCUGUGGGUUCAAAGCUCACAUCUGCGUUGCUUUACUUGCUGUUGCUACAGAAUCUAGCAGUGCCUAAACCAGGAGACAGGUGUGUAGGAUCUGUUGGUUAUAUUCCCAUCCAUGCUUUUGUGUUGCUUGCAGACUCAGUUUCAGCUGCUGAUUGAAGUCACUUGGCCUCUCUUUAUCUUCUGCAUCCUCAUCUCUGUAAGACUUUCAUAUCCACCCUCUGAACAGCAUGAAUGUCACUUCCCAAACAAAGCCAUGCCUUCAGCGGGAUCCUUGCCUUGGAUACAGGGCAUUAUUUGCAAUGUCAACAACCCUUGCUUCCGCUACCCAACUCUUGGGGAAUCCCCUGGUGUCAUUGGACAUGCCUCUAUUGUUUCCCGCCUGUUCUCAGAUGUCAAGAGGUUAGUCUUGUACAGCCGAAAGGACACAAGCAUAAAGGAUGUCCAGAAGGUCCUGGGAACACUGCAAAAGUUGAGAAACUCUGGCUCAGACUUGAAACUUCAGGAUUUCCUGGUUGACAAUGAGACAUUCUCAGACUUCCUCCAUCAUAAUGUGUCUAUGCCACCAUUUGCAGUAGACAAGCUACUGAACACUGAGGUCAACCUCCAACAGGUCAUUGUGUCUGGCUACCAAAUGCAAGUGCAAGAUCUCUGUAAUGCCUCAGUGCUCUCUGAAUUUUUUACAAUCCAAAACCAGUCAGUGGCUAUGGACCAUGAAGCCUUCAUUUGCACUGUACCAAAGGAAAAACUCCAUGCAGCAGAAUGGGCCUUCCAUUCUAACCUGGACCCUAUGAAGCCCCUCCAGAAACGAAUCCCUUUCAAUUCCUCCUUGUGGGAUCUGUCAGAAACCAUAGAGACUUUAACAGAGAGCCUUGGGAAGCUUGUUAAAGAGUUGCUGAGCAUGAAGAGCUGGAGUGACAUGAGGCAAGAGGUAAUGUUCCUGACCAACGUGAAUGCCUCAAGCUCCUCUACACAGAUUUACCAGGCUGUGUCACGCAUUGUGUGUGGCCAUCCUGAAGAUGGAGGGCUCAAAAUCAAGUCUCUCAACUGGUAUGAGGACAAUAACUACAAAGCGCUCUUUGGAGACAACAGCACUGAAGAUGACAUAACUAAUUUCUACGAUAACUCCACAACACCCUAUUGCAAUGAGCUGAUGAGCCCACUUUCUCGAAUUAUUUGGAGGGCUCUGAAACCCUUGCUGAUUGGGAAGAUCUUGUACGCUCCUGACAUGCCAGCCAUAAGGAAUGUUAUGUUUGAGGUGAACAGGACGUUCCAGGAGCUGGGUGUGUUUCGUGACCUCAGAGGGAUGUGGGAGGAGAUAAGCCCAAAGAUUUGGACAUUUAUGGAAAGCAGCCAGGAAAUGGAUCUGAUUCGGACACUGCUGAAAAGCAAAGGUCUCCAGGACCUGAGCUUGCCUGCUUCAAACUGGACAGUGGAGAAUGUUGCUUGUUUCCUGUCAAAGCACCCGGAGGAGUUUAAGACAGCAAAUGGCUCAGUGUAUACCUGGGUGGAUGCCUUCAAUGAGACAGACUGGGCUAUUCAGACCAUCUCCCACUUCAUGGAGUGUGUCAAUCUGGACAAACUGGAGCCUGUGGCCACAGAAGUACAGCUUAUAAACAAGUCCUUGGAGCUGCUAGGUGAAAAGAGAUUCUGGGCUGGCAUCAUUUUCACCAAAAUCACUCCUAACAGCAUAGACCUCCCUCAUCACAUCAAAUACAAAAUAAGCAUGGACAUAGACAAUGUGGAAAGGACCAACAAGAUCAAGGAUGGGUACUGGGACCCUGGUCCCCGGGCUGACCCCUUUGAGGACAUGCACUAUGUUUGGGGAGGCUUUGCCUACCUGCAGGACAUGGUGGAACAGGCCAUCAUCAGGGUGCAGACAGGCACAGAGAAGACAACAGGGGUUUAUGUGCAGCAGAUGCCCUACCCAUGUUAUGUGGAUGACAUAUUUCUGCAAGUCAUGAGCCACUCAAUGCCCCUCUUCAUGACUCUGGCCUGGAUCUACUCAGUGGCUGUGAUAAUCAAGGGCAUUGUGUACGAGAAGGAAGCUCGGCUGAAGGAAACGAUGAGGAUUAUGGGACUAGACAAUGGCAUCCUAUGGCUGAGCUGGUUCAUUAGCAGCCUCAUCCCUCUCCUGAUGAGUGCAGGCCUGCUCGUGCUGAUCCUCAGGAUGGGGAAACUGCUGCCUUAUAGCGAUCCUAGCGUGGUGUUUGUUUUCCUCUCGAUCUUUGCUAUUGUGACCAUCCUCCAGUACUUCCUUAUCAGCACUGCAUUCUCCAGGGCCAACCUGGCAGCUGCCUGCGGGGGCAUUGUCUAUUUCAUGCUGUACCUACCCUAUGUGCUGUGUGUUGCCUGGCAGGACCAUGUCAGCUUCUCGCUCAAGAUCUUUGCGAGCCUGCUGUCCCCAGUAGCCUUUGGCUUUGGCUGUGAGUACUUUGCACUGUUUGAGGAGCAGGGAGUUGGUGUUCAGUGGGACAACUUCUUUGAGAGGCCUUUGGAAGAAGAUGGCUUCAGCAUCACCACAUCUGCCAUCAUGAUGAUGUUUGAUACCUUCCUAUAUGGGGUCAUGACCUGGUACAUUGAGUCCAUCUUCCCAGGCCAAUAUGGCAUUCCCAGACCCUGGUACUUCCCCUUCACAAAGUCAUAUUGGUUUGGUGAGGAAUCACAAGACAGGCAGCACCCUCACCCUGACCAGAAGGGGCCUUCAAAAGUCUGCAAGGAGGAAGAGCCCACGCAUCUGUGCCUUGGGGUUUCCAUCCAGAACCUGGUCAAGGUUUAUAGUGAUGACAAGAAAAUUGCUGUAGAUGGUCUCACACUGAACUUCUAUGAAGGGCAAAUCACCUCCUUUCUGGGACAUAACGGAGCUGGGAAAACCACUACCAUGUCCAUCUUGACUGGCUUGUUUCCUCCAACCUCGGGUACAGCCUUCAUCCUGGGCAAAGAUAUCCGCUCUGAGCUUAGCACCAUUAGGCAGAACCUUGGUGUCUGUCCACAGCACAAUGUGCUGUUUGACUUGCUGACUGUGGAAGAACACAUCUGGUUCUAUGCUCAUCUCAAAGGGCUGUCAGAAAAGAAGGUGAAAGAGGAAAUGGAGCAGAUGGCAAUGGAUUAUAGUUUGCCUCUCAAACUCAAAGCUAGAACAAGCAAACUCUCUGGUGGCUUGCAGAGGAAGCUCUCGGUAGCCUUGGCCUUUGUUGGUGGGUCCAAGGUUGUCAUUCUGGAUGAGCCCACAGCUGGGGUGGAUCCUUAUUCUCGCAGAGGGAUAUGGGAACUGCUGCUGAAGUAUCGACAAGGCCGCACGAUCAUUCUCUCCACGCAUCACAUGGAUGAGGCAGCCAUUCUGGGGGACCGAAUUGCCAUUAUUUCUCAUGGCAAGCUGUGCUGUGUUGGUUCCUCUCUAUUCCUGAAGAACCAGUUAGGAACAGGCUAUUAUUUGACCCUAGUCAAGAAGGCUGUGGAUUCCUCUCUGAGCCCCUACCGGAACAGCAGCAACACAGUGUCUUAUCUGAAAAAGGAUGACAGUGUCUCCCAGAGCAGCUCUGAUGCUGGCCUUGGCAGUGACCAUGAAAGCGACACCUUAACAAUAGAUGUUUCUGCAAUUUCUAACCUCAUUAUGAAACACGUUCCUGAGGCCAGGCUGGUGGAGGAUAUUGGCCAUGAAUUAACCUACGUCUUGCCAUACGAAGCUGCUAGAGAGGGAGCUUUUGUGGAGCUGUUCCAUGAAAUCGAUGACCACCUUUCUGAUCUCAGCAUUUCCAGCUACGGCAUCUCUGAAACCACCCUGGAGGAAAUCUUCCUCAAGGUGGAUGACAGUGGUGUGGAUGCAGAAACCUCAGAUGGGACACUACCAGCCAGAAGGAAUAGGCAUGUGUUUGGAGAAAGACAGAGCUGCCUUCGCCCAUUCACAGAAGACGAUGCUUUUGACCCUAAUGAUUCAGAGACAGAUCCAGGUAAUGGUCGGCAGCAGUUCAUGGCUCUGUUGUGGAAGAGGCUGCUUAUUGCUAAGCGAAGCAAGAAGGGCUUCUUUGCUCAGAUUGUGUUGCCAGCCAUCUUUGUGUGUAUUGCUCUCAUGUUCAGCCUGAUCAUUCCUCCCUUUGGGAAGUACCCCAGCCUGGAAUUACAGCCCUGGAUGUAUGAUGAGCAGUACACUUUUAUCAGAGACACUCCUUGCACUGCUGGGCAGAAGGAAUGGACCACUGCCUCAGUCCCAGACUCAGUCCUGGAUAUCUUGAAAGGCAACUGGACCAUGGAGAACCCUUCCCUGUCUUGUGAGUGCAGCAAUGAGAUGAUCAAGAAGAUGCUGCCUGUGUGUCCCUCUGGUGCAGGUGGGCUGCCACCCCCACAGAGAGAACAAGACACUGCUGACAUCCUCCAGAACCUGACAGGCCGCAAUAUAUCAGACUAUCUAGUGAAGACCUAUACACAGAUCAUUGGGAAAAGCUUAAAGAAUAAGAUCUGGGUGAAUGAGUUCAGGUAUGGUGGCUUUUCCCUGGGAGCCAGCAGUUCCCUCAUGCUUCCUCCAAGCCACGAAGUCACUGAUGCCAUUAAACAAGUGAAGAAAAUCUUGGAGCUAGCACAGGGGGGUUCUGGAGAUCGGUUUCUCAACAGCUUGGUGAGCUUCAUGAAAGGCCUGGAUACAAAGAACAAUGUGAAGGUGUGGUUCAACAACAAGGGCUGGCAUGCCAUUGUCUCCUUCCUGAAUGUGAUAAACAAUGCCAUCCUUCGGGCCAACCUGCAGCAGGGCAAGAACCCCAGUGUUUAUGGCAUCACUGCCUUCAAUCACCCACUCAACCUCACCAAGCAGCAGAUCUCUGAAGUGGCCCUGAUGACCACCUCCAUGGAUGUCUUAGUCUCAGUCUGUGUGAUCUUUGCCAUGUCCUUCAUCCCUGCCAGCUUCGUGGUCUUCCUUAUCCAGGAGCGGGUCAGCAAGGCCAAACACUUACAGUUCAUCAGUGGUGUGAAGCCUGUGAUCUACUGGCUGGCUAACUUUGUCUGGGAUAUGUGCAACUAUGUUGUUCCAGCCACGCUAGUCAUCAUCAUCUUCAUCUGCUUCCAGCAGAAGUCCUAUAUGUCCUCCUCCAACCUGCCUGUGCUGGCCCUUCUUCUGCUUCUCUAUGGGUGGUCUAUCACCCCUCUCAUGUAUCCAGCAUCCUUUGUGUUCAGAAUCCCCAGCACUGCAUACAUCGUGCUGACCAGUGUGAACCUCUUCAUUGGCAUCAAUGGUAGUGUGGCUACCUUUGUCCUGGAGCUCUUCACCAACAACAAGCUGAACAACAUCAAUGACAUUCUGAAGUCUCUCUUCCUCAUCUUUCCCCACUUCUGCCUUGGGCGGGGACUCAUUGACAUGGUGAAAAAACAGGCCAUGGCUGAUGCUCUGGAGAGGUUUGGGGAGAAUCAUUUUGUGUCCCCUCUGUCAUGGGAUUUGGUGGGGCGGAACCUCUUUGCCAUGGCAGUGGAGGGUGUAGUCUUCUUCCUCAUCACUGUGCUCAUCCAGUACAGGUUCUUCAUCAAGCCCAGGCCUGUAUAUGCCAAGUUGUCCCCUGUGAAUGAUGAAGAUGAGGAUGUAACCAGAGAGAGACAGAGGAUAAUCAGUGGAGGAGGACAAAGUGAUAUUUUGGAAAUCAAAGAACUAACCAAGGUGACAGAAGGGCUCUGCAUUCAUCUUUUCUUACCUAAAAUGGUUUUAUGUACUUGUAAAAUUCUAACAAAGGGAGUUCUCUUCCACAGUAUCUUGUCCAACAUGCAAGAAGUCCAUCAGAACAUGGGCUACUGCCCACAGUUUGAUGCUGUUAAUGAACUGCUGACAGGGCAAGAACAUCUGGAGUUCUUUGCACUCUUGAGAGGUGUUCCAGAGAAAGAAGUCUGCAAGGUUGGGGAAUGGGCAAUCCAGAAACUGGGCCUUGUCAAAUAUGGAGAAAAACGUGUGGGGAACUACAGUGGAGGGAACAGACGCAAGCUCUCCACAGCUAUUGCUCUUAUUGGGGGGCCACCUGUGGUGUUCCUGGAUGAGCCAACAACAGGAAUGGAUCCCAAAGCACGUCAUUUCCUAUGGAACUGUGCUCUGAGUGUCAUCAAGGAGGGGAGAUCAGUGGUUCUCACAUCUCACAGCAUGGAAGAAUGUGAAGCCCUGUGCACUUGUAUGGCAAUAAUGGUCAAUGGGCGGUUCAGGUGUCUGGGCAGUGUCCAGCAUUUAAAGAACAGGUUUGGAGAUGGCUAUAGCAUAGUGGUGCGAAUCGCAGGGGCAAACCCAGACCUGAAGUCAGCUGAGGAAUUCUUUGGGCUUGCCUUUCCUGGAAGUGUCCUGAAGGAAAAGCAUCGGAAUAUGCUUCAGUACCAGCUUCCUUCUUCACCAUCUUCCCUGGCCAGAAUAUUUAGCAUCCUCUCCCAGAACAAAAAGAGACUCCACAUUGAAGACUACUCUGUUUCUCAGACUACACUUGACCAAGUAUUUGUAAAUUUUGCUAAGGAUCAAAGUGAUGAUGACCACACUAAGGACCUGUCACUGCACAAAAAACAGACUGUUGUGGACAUUGCAAUCCUUAAUUCCUUUCUGCAAGAUGAGAAGGCAAAAGAAAGUUGUGUGUGAGCCAACUUCAGCAAAGAAAUGAUGAGCAGAAGGCAAACUUCCUUUACCUGAGAUUAGCUUCUUCCUUGGAGGUAUACUGAGGAAAGAAAAACUGUACAGUCUACUGCUUUCCAUUCAAUGCAAUGCAAUUCAAUGCAAUGAAAACAAAAUUUCAUUACAGAGGCCAUGUCUUGUGGAGUCAGUGUCUUGUACUGUUCUCAAGUGAAAGACUUGAAUUCAGCUCAUUACAGUAUAACUCUGAAGCUGUGGUAUAGCACCCACCAGAUGCUAUGGGCUUUCAGCCAUACUGCAUCUUGUUCCUAUACAGUAUAUUUUUACUAGGGUUGCAACAACAGUUCAUUGAGAAAUCACAGCUAGGGGUUAUUUAUUGUUAUUUUUAAAGGCAUGCAUGUUUUAAAUAUCCAUGUCAGGAGUGGGAAUUCCCUGGUGCUACAUCCAUUGCUGGCAGUGAAUGCACUAAAACAGUCAGUGGCAAGGAGUUACCAAACAAUGUUGUGGCCUUAUUUUGUGAAAACUUACCGAAUCAGCUGCUUUUCAUAGACUGAUGUAGGUCAGUUGCUUAUAAAUUGAGGCCACAAUGCAGAACUGUGCAGAUGAGAUGUAUAGAUAUGAUGGCCCAUCUCUUUACAAUCUACUUCAAUAAAUUGUGUGAUAUGCAGAACCACAAACCCUCCAAAUGCCUGUGAUUGUUUCACCAGCAUCACAACUGAUCACCUACUCUGACCAGGUUUUUGUAUAGUUAAAUACUCUCCUUGCUCCUUUUGAGAUACUGCAGCAGUUGCAUGAACACCUAGUAGAGGGAAGUGGGUGAGAAACAGAUCUAGGAUUUAGACCACAACAGCAAACUCGCUGGUUGUACAAACUGCUAAUGCCAAGAGCAUAUUCUAAAUCAUGAGACAUCACUCUGAUAUGUAAUGUCUGCUCUUUAACCCCUGCUUUGCACCAUAAAGGUACUCAGCAUCUGAAGUUUAUUGCUUAGUACACAUGUUGCCAUUUUUGGUUUUACCAGUUAAAACUAGAAAGCAGAGGACAUGUAGAUUUUUUUAAGCAGUAUUAUUUAUAUGACUUUAAAUAGGUAGCAUAAUUAGGGAUUGAAAAUGCUUUCAGUUGAUCUUUGUAGCUACAGUAUUUUGUAACAUUAUGCCUGCAAUGAUAUGCUCUCAUUCUCUCCAUUUAGUGAUAGUUAUAUACAUUGUCUCUGCAAGUUCCAGACCCUGUGUCCUAACA
Struthio camelus australis is the source of this 7855-nucleotide messenger RNA. The record is from RefSeq and is a predicted model, not a curated record. Lineage: Eukaryota; Metazoa; Chordata; Aves; Struthioniformes; Struthionidae.